Diorhabda sublineata is the source of this 4069-nucleotide messenger RNA. RefSeq names its product NADPH oxidase 5. Gene Ontology annotation, biological process: defense response; superoxide anion generation. The record is from RefSeq and is a predicted model, not a curated record. Gene Ontology annotation, cellular component: plasma membrane; NADPH oxidase complex. Gene Ontology annotation, molecular function: calcium ion binding; superoxide-generating NAD(P)H oxidase activity. The coding region runs from base 117 to 3428 and encodes 1103 amino acids. NCBI's taxonomy places the organism in Eukaryota, Metazoa, Arthropoda, Insecta, Coleoptera, Chrysomelidae. The transcript has 18 exons.
AAAAGGUAAACAACGAGGUAUCGGCGUCGAAACCAAGCGUCCAAGCGAUUAGUAGCGUAUCUGAUAAAAUAUCGGUGGAUGAGCGUCUUGCUUGGCGUCGGAAAUCUUUAGUGCCCAUGUCAAGUAUGGAAGAGGAAAACUUAAGGGAGCGAUUAAGGAUGGCGCAUUUAAAGAAAUGUCAGGAGAUAGUGUCUACGGAGGAGAAGUAUUCCAGGGAGUCAUUCAGAAAAUUAUUUCAAAAUAAGGAGCUUUUGGAACAGUUAUUUAAAUUAUUCGAUCAGGACAGAGAUCAGUGUUUGGCGCAAGAAGAGUGGAUAGAAUUCUUAAAGCAGAGAUUAAUAAAUGAAACCCAAAUCGACUUUGCGGAACAACUAGAAAGCGUAGCGUAUUGUCUAUGUGGAGAGAAACCUAUCUACUUAGAGCACUUUUAUUUAAUUUUUUUAACAAAAGGGAUUGUGGAUAAAUUAUUUCGGUUAAUUGAUGAAGAAAACUCUGGGGUGAUACCUUCCGAAGCCAUAAUGGAGUUUUUAAGCACCGUAACUAAUUCCAGGCCUCGCACAGGCUUUGAUAAAAGUAGUAUAGACCGAUUGGAACAAUUAUUUAGACAGACCGUCGGACAAGGAAAAGAAAUUAAGAAGGAAGAUUUUAAAAACAUUGUCGUUUCAAAAAACCCUUUUUUCACAGAUAGAGUAUUUCAAAUCUUUGAUAAAGAUAAUUCGGGAUCAAUAUCAUUGCAAGAAUUUUUGGAUGCUAUGCAUCAAUUUGCUGGACAAACACCAGAUGAUAAAAUAAGAUUUUUGUUUAAAGUGUACGAUCUGGACGGUGAUGGGUUGAUACAACAUAGAGAGCUUCAGCACGUCAUGAGAGCUUGUAUGGAGGAGAACGGGAUGCAAUUCAGCGAAGAACAAAUCAGCGAUUUGACUAUGGCUAUGUUUGAAGACGCUGAUUCGAACAACAGAGGAGCUAUAACGUACGAAGCUCUAAAAAAUCAAUUAGAAAAGCACGGUGGACUUUUAGAAAAUUUGUCAAUCAGCAUUGAUCGUUGGUUAGUACCACCGCAAACCAAAAAUAAAAAGUCUUCGUUAUUGAAAAAGAUUAUGACUUGGAGACCAUAUUAUUUCACGAUUCCUUAUGUCAAAAACAACUACGUAUAUUUAACUUUCUUAUUAGGAUUCCUUCUAGUUAAUGCUGCUUUAUUUAUAUCCCGAUCAAUUGAAUAUUCAAGAUCAAAUUGGUAUACGAUAUUUGCCAGAGCAUGUGGACAGUGUCUGAACUUCAACUGUACAUUUAUCUUAGUAUUGAUGUUGAGACAAACUAUAACAUUUUUGCGAACAAGAGGAUAUAGUUCAGUAUUGCCUUUAGAUCAACAUAUUUAUUUUCAUAAGUUAACCGGAAUGUUUAUUUUUGGAUAUAGCGUUAUACAUACUAUUAUGCAUAUUUGCAACUUCAGUUUGGUUGUAGUGAAUGAUGCUGUAAUAAAUGCUAAGAAUUUCACUACUUCUGAAUGGUUAUUAACCAGUAAGCCGGGUCUUUUCGGAUUAAUUAACGGCGUCGCUAACCCCACGGGGAUGGCGCUUAUGGUAAUACUUAUCGCCAUAGUUAUUAGUUCACAGGCGUUUGUAAGGAGAGGAGGAUGUUUCGAGGUAUUUUAUUACACGCAUCUCAUGUACGUACCAUUUUGGAUACUACUAAUUUUGCACGGUCCUAACUUCUGGAAGUGGUUCAUCAUACCAGGGAUAGCUUAUGGAUUAGAGAGAGCUUAUAGAUCUACUUUUAUAGUCACCGAGAGAGGCAAAACAUACAUUAGUUCGGGUUUACUUUUACCGUCAAAAGUCACCCAUUUGGUAAUCAAAAGACCAGUUAGUUUCGAUUUCCAUCCAGGCGAUUAUGUUUUUGUGAAAAUUCCUGCUAUUGCCAAAUAUGAAUGGCAUCCUUUUACGAUUAGUAGUGCGCCAGAACAAGAAGAUUACAUGUGGCUCCAUAUUAGGGGUGUAGGUCAAUGGACAAAUCGUUUAUAUGAAUAUUUUGAAAGAGAACAAGAAAAACUUCAUAAUGGUGAAAUUCCGGCUGCAAAUUCAUCUAAUACAGUGAAAAGACUGUCUAAUGGUAGUAUUCAGAGUUGCAAGCAAAAUCCUUUAAAGAAAUUACACAAUACACUUACUAGAACGUUGUCCAAUGAGAAUCAAAAACCGGGAAUACAAUUAGUUGGUUUUACUAAUGGAACUUUUCAGAAUGACGAAGCUUCCAAGGAUUCCAAAACAGAAAUUGAGUUGAGUAAUAGAGCUACUUGCAGUACUUCAGAUCUGCCGCUUGCUAGAUCGAGGAAGUUAUCCUCCGAAAAAAGACUGCAUAGAUUAUUGUUCACCAACAAAGCUCCUUUAGAAAAAUCUUUAUCAAUGCCUGAUAUGCAAACAAAAGCGAAAAAACGAGAAAGGAUGAUGGUGUUGAGGGAAUAUAUGAGAUCUGAAUCAGAAAAAAGUUUCAACGAAUGCCAAAUACGGAGAGCUAGAUUGAAAUCAUUAGGACUGGCGUAUUUAAGCCCCCAAAAUAAGAGUUUGGCUCAAAGUUUUCGAUACAUGCGAAAUAAACCAACAAUAAUAGCAUUCAAGACUCCAAGUUUAGAGGAUUGCGGAAAGAAAAAUUCUACAUCAUCCUUAAGUCAAAUGGUUCGGCAAAUUAGUCAGAAAAGUUUUACGUUCUCCCCAGAGAGGCAAGUAGAAGAGGGUCGAGUUGAGCUAACCUUCACAGAUUCUCAAUUUUCGCCCAAUCUAGGAUCAGUGAAACCUAUGAAUUAUCCUGUUGGAAAACCACUAGAGAUUUAUCUAGAUGGACCAUACGGAGCUCCAUCAAGUCAUAUUUUCCGAGCUCAACAUGCAGUUCUAAUAGCAACUGGUAUCGGCGUUACUCCUUUUGCGUCUAUACUCCAAUCUAUAAUGCAUAGAUAUUGGAAAGCCAGACAUACUUGUCCUAAGUGCAAGUUCUCGUGGGCUAGCGACAUACCAGCUACAGUAAUGAACCUCAGAAAGGUUGAUUUCUUCUGGAUAAACAGAGAUCAGAGGUCGUUUGAAUGGUUUGUAAAUCUACUAUCCCAACUAGAAAUUGAGCAAGCAGAGCUUGGGGGGGCUAUGGAACGAUUUUUGGAAAUGCAUAUGUACAUAACUAGUGCUUUACAAAAAACUGAUAUGAAGGCAGUUGGAUUGCAGCUCGCUUUGGACUUAUUACAUGAAAAGGAAAAACGAGAUUUAAUAACAGGACUUAAGACUCGAACUAAUGCUGGCCGACCUAAUUGGGAUAAAGUUUUUAAGCAAAUCUUGGAUCAGAAAAAAGGAAAAGUUACCUUAUUUUAUUGUGGACCACCCCAAUUGGCAAGGAUUUUACGUGUAAAGUGUGAUCAAUUUGGUUUUAAUUUUAGAAAAGAAGUGUUUUAAUAAUUGUGUAGAUAAAGUUAUGUUUGUAAAGUAUUUAUUCUAAUUUUAAGAACUGCUACAUUAUCUUGCCAGAAACCAUUAAUAUGUAGUAGGUAAAUAAGUUUUCAACAAGAAUUGAUUAAAAAAAUUAUUCAAAUUUUUUCAAAAUCAGUAGUUUCACAAUUAUUUUCAUUAAUAUUGUGAUUCAACUGAAGCUUUUGGGCAAUUAUUUUAUUUAUAAUUCUUUAAUUCCUGCAUUCAAUUCAAUUUGUAGCCUUCCAUUAUCAUAAAUUCAUCCUAUAGCAAUCCCCUUAUCAUCAAUUCAAUUGUUUAACUUUAAUUAACCACACACUUCUUUCUUUCAUAUUUCUCCACCAAUGUGAACAAAACAUUUCAAUAUUACUAUAUUUGCUCUACAGUAUUAUUUAAAUUUUGCAGCUCUAUAUUUAUUUUUUGAAAUUAAUUGCAACUUCUCAACUAAAACCAUUUUCAGUAUAUAGAAAAUUCAUUUUAUUGUAUAUUAAAUGACACAAAUUCCACUUCAUACUAACAAAAGUUAAAUUUAUUUUUAUUUUCUGGUGACAUAUCAUGUUUAUUUAUUGCAUAUUUAUAAUUACGAUUACCACUAUGUAGUUAAUUUUUAAUAAAAGGUUUUAGUAUGA